UUCCUGGAGGAUCAACUUGGCGGUGACAAGCACGUCUCACGGCUCGCUCACUCAACUCAAUCAAACGUCUAGGCUCAUCUCGAUAUCGUAGCUUGACCUCCCGUCGGCGUAGCUAUCGAUGUCGGACGUCCCGCUAGCCCACUCGGUCGGGCCUCUCAUCUGGGAGAACGAUCUCAUACGAUCAGAAAUUCUGGGAUACCUGAGCGACCCGAUCGACUUUCUCAACUCUGGGCUGGUAGGCAAAAUGGGUUUCAAGGACGCCAUGCGGUUGCUUUGGAAGGACGCCACAUUGGGACAGGUGAAUUGGCUCUACAUUGAGGAUUGUGAUUGCGAUCGACUUUCGAUGUACCUCCGAGCGAUCCAACGCCUCACUGUGCUCGACGAUAGCCUGGACCGUAGGGAGCUCUACGAUGAGACCGAUGACACGAUCAAGAUAUUAUAUCCGUCCGUGAAGAAACCGAUUUAUUCGGGUCAUAGCCUUGUCCGCCAAGAAGGCGACAUCGUUCUGUUCCAAGCUUGGCACGCCACGUUCUUCUCAUUCCGAGGAAUCGAACUGAUGCCCCACCUGGAAACACUUGAGGUCGAAUCUUGUCCGAGCAAGACUCACGCGCCAUACUUCGAAAACGACGUUUCGAUGAAAGUCGUCGAAGAAUAUCAGUUAGGCGGACGGAAAAUCAAUGUGAUCACCCACUAUACGGCUUCUGGCAUGGUAGACUGGGACCGACCAAUGAUCGAUAUCGCAAACACGUCUUCCUACGUCAAAUCAAUUCAGGUUGGAAGACCUGAACCGGGUCAAUGGGAAUCACAAACAAUCUUCAUCGAUGGGUCAUUAAACUCCCAUUUGCAGCAUCUCGAAGUUUUCAAAAUGGACGAUGCUAUAGCAUGUGGUGAACUGCAUGACCUGCUUCGAGCUUGCAGGAGCUUGAAGAGCCUCGAUGUCAUCCUAUACCCCAGCCAUGACGAUGGAUACGCUGAGGAACCGGAGAGUCUCCUGGCCUUUCUAGCGAUAUCACCCUUGAUGAUCGAGGACGUGUCGAUCCGCUGCUGCCCAAUCGAGUGGUUGCCUUACUUUCGUCAUUGCAAGAACCUCCGCUUGCGCUCUCACGCGGCGUUUCGAAUCGAUCGACCCGGUCUUCCUCGGAUCGAAUGGUCUACUAGUACAAAGGAAGCGCCUACUACCAAAAGACUAGCACUGCAGGUGUCACGUAUCCGUGACGAAGAUGUAACAGCCUUUCGCGAUUUCAUCCGCUGCCACGCGGCUGCGGAGACUCGGAUCGAGGUAUGCCAUUUCAUCGAAGGUGCGCCUGUACUUCGAGUAGGAAGCUGGGACGAUGCGCUCGGACGCUUGACCUCGAAUGCGAAUGCGGAUGCGGAUUCGACAGUAUCGGAUGAGGCAGAGACUUAGUAUCUCAGGCUGUCAUAUGCAUCCAUCUAGAUCGGCUUUUGUAAGUCCACUUUCUGAUCUCGCCGCCUGUUGUCGAGUAAGCUAGCUUACCACCGUCGCUAUGUCUC
Molecule: messenger RNA, 1512 nt
Organism: Filobasidium floriforme
Lineage: Eukaryota; Fungi; Basidiomycota; Tremellomycetes; Filobasidiales; Filobasidiaceae
Exons: 2
Coding region: 119-1405 (428 amino acids)
Source: RefSeq, a predicted model, not a curated record